ACUGGAAUCAGCCACAACCAGAAGCUAGCUAAAUGCUAAAAGGAAAUCGAUAAGAGGAUUUAUUUACUAACUAAACGAAACCAAGCAUUUUGAGGAAAACGGGAAGAGUAAGAUAUUUUACUGCAGGAGAUUUACCUGCAAACCCUCUAACUUUCAAUGGCUACCGACAUUCCCAUGGACACGGUGCUGGCUCCUAACCCCGUUCCAUCCUCACCCCCUGAUCCUGCCCCGGCCUCCUUUCCUGUUCUUGACACCAGUGGACCCCAAGACCAGAUUCCCACCCAGGAACCAGCAAUUGCUGAAACUCCUGAUAACGUAGUGGCUUCAGAGCAAAAUGCAGCUGAUCCAGAWCUCACUCCAGUUCAGCCUGCAGACUCAGGCAUGACUUCAGUUCCUACACUAAGUUCGGAGCCACCACCGAUACCUCUGCAACCACCCUUGCCUCCAAUUGCUGCCAAAAACCCCAGCUGCAAGAUCAUGACCUUCCGACCCACCAUGGAGGAGUUUAAAGACUUCGCCAAAUAUGUUGUCUAUAUGGAGAGUCAAGGAGCUCAUCGUGCUGGCCUGGCUAAAGUGAUUCCCCCUGAAGGCUGGAAGCCACGAAGUUCRUAUGACACUAUUGAAGAAAUGGUGAUUCCAGCUCCUAUUAUGCAGGUGGUGACUGGUCAGUCAGGUCUAUUUACUCAAUACAACAUCCAGAAGAAAUCUAUGACUGUUGGCGAAUACCGCAAACUGGCUAACAGCAAGAAGUACUGCACACCUCGCCACAAAGACUUUGAUGACCUGGAGAGGAAAUACUGGAAGAACCUGACGUUUGUUUCGCCCAUUUAUGGGGCUGAUGUUAGUGGCUCUAUAUAUGAUGAGGACAUUCAAGAGUGGAACAUUGGUCAUCUYAACACACUGUUGGAUAUGGUGGAGCAGGAGUGUGGCAUUGUCAUUGAGGGUGUCAAUACACCAUACCUGUAUUUUGGCAUGUGGAAAACCACCUUCGCAUGGCACACUGAAGACAUGGACCUCUACAGUAUCAACUAUCUACACUUUGGACAGCCCAAGUCUUGGUACACCAUCCCACCUGAGCAUGGCAAGAGGCUGGAGAGGCUGGCGCAAGGUUUUUUUCCUGGUAGCUGCCAAGGCUGCGACGCCUUCCUUCGCCACAAGAUGACGCUGAUAUCUCCAUCCAUCUUGAAGAAGUACAGCAUCCCYUUCGACAGAAUAACUCAGAAUGAAGGAGAGUUUAUGAUCACUUUUCCCUACGGCUACCACGCAGGCUUCAACCAUGGCUUCAACUGUGCAGAGUCCACAAACUUUGCCACUCUGCGUUGGGUGGACUACGGCAAGAAUGCGACACUGUGUUCUUGCCGGAAAGACAUGGUGAAGAUCUCGAUGGAUGUGUUUGUGCGCAGCCUGCAGCCUGACCGGUACGAACUGUGGAAACAGGGCAAAGACAUUACAGUGUUGGACCACCUGAAGCCCACAGAGCUUACGAGCCCGGAACUGGAGCGCUGGAGACGAUACCGAGUCACCUACCGGCAAAACCUUUUGCAAAGAGCAAUGCAYAAGAUGAAGCAGGUCCGUCGCCUGAAGCUGGAGGAGGUAAAGGUGCUGGCAGAGGAAGGUAUUGAACUAAAUGCUGCCGACUACCAACGCCAAGUGGAGGAGCGCGAGGCUCAGCGCAGGCAGGAGAGGGAUGAUAGGCUAGCCAGAGAGGCCAUGAUGACCCUGGAGGCCAUGGAAUUUGAGGAAAAAAUAGCUGCCGCUAAAGCAGCACAAAAUCCAGAAGCUCAGGAAGAACUGGACAUCAAACCACAGAACCUGAUUGAAGACUUUGAGAAAAAGAAACAUAAACAGCAGAAGAGCAUGUUCCCAAUCCAAAUGGGUGACUUUAAGCCCGUGUCAGGAUUUGAAGAAGCAUUUCAAGAGUUUGCUACAUCUGACAUUGAAAACCCACAGAAGAACAUGGCCAUUUAUUCAGACACAUCUUCAGUGCAUAGAGAAAUCCCAGCAGAGAGAAAAAUGUUCACGAAUGCCACCCAGUCGAGCUUCCCCAAGAUGAAAAUGCCUACGGAGGUAAAAAAGAGUCGGCGCCACCCACUCAGCAAGCCACCGAUGCGCACCCAUCUGUCUAUCGUCAAGCAAGAGCCGAUGGCAGAGAGAGGGCUGUCCUCCCCAAUGUCACUAGAGAGCAGCAUGAAGAAACAGCAGCACCUGUGGCAGAAUCGCUCACCCAACUUCUUGGCAGAGAGGACGUUCAAUGCUGCAGUGGCYGGUCUGGAACCCUACUGUGCUGUCUGCUCACUCUUCUGUCCCUACAAAAAGCAAGAUCCUUCCGUUGCAUGUAACUCAGCACUCAUCGCCAUGAAACCCAGACCUGGCAGUUUCACUCGUCCACUGGUCCCAGAGAUCUGCUUCAGUGUUGGAGCAGGAAACACAGAGCCACCACCCACCAACUGUUACAUCGGAGAGGAUGGAACCAGUCUUCUGGUCCGCUGUAAAAUUUGUGGCACGCAGGUUCAUGCAAGUUGUUAUGGUGUGAAGCCUGGCUCUGUCAGUAAUAGCUGGACGUGCUGCAGAUGUGCAGCAGAAGCGUGGACAGAAGAGUGCUGUCUCUGUAACCUACGGGGAGGCGCUUUGAAGAGUACCACAGACAACAGGUGGGUCCACAUUAUYUGUGCCAUUGGUGUGGCAGAAGCUCGCUUCGUCAAUGCCAUCCAAAGAGAACCGGUGGAUGUCAGCGCUAUCCCAGAAACCCGGAAGAAUCUGAAAUGUGUGUUCUGCCACACAACGAAUCCCAGUCUGAACCAAGGCGCCUGCAUCCAGUGCACCUACGAGAACUGUGCCACUUCCUUCCAUGUCACAUGUGCUCAGGUCGCUGGGGUCGUGAUGAAACCUGCYGACUGGCCGUACCUGCUGUCGGUCACCUGCCACAAACAUAGGAAGAACCCUCAGAAGACCCGAGUAGUACCUACCGGUAAAUCUCCUCAGAUUCUGGACUUGGGUAAAAAGACCCGAGUAGUACCUACCGGUAAAUCUCCUCAGAUUCUGGACUUGGGUAAAAAGGUAAUCGGCCGCAACGCUGACAACUGGUUCUACCCCUGCACCAUCAUCGGCGCUGCCUCACAGACAUUCUUCGAAGUCAACUUUGAAGACGGCUCCUACUGUGACAACGUGCUGCCAGAAAACGUCACAAGUCACGACUGUCUGCGCCACGGCCCUCCCAAAGUUGGCGACCAGCUUGUGGUCAGCACACCUGACGGUCAGAUCCUCAAAGCUACUUUUGUCAAACAGCACACCAACAAGCUCUAUCAGGUGGAGUUUCAGGACAAAAGUCAGCAGAUGCUUAAAGCAUCUGAACUCUUUCACUUUGAGCACGAGUUGCCCAAAAGGGUCCGGAACCGACUGGCCAUCCCUACACCGCAGGGAGMGGUCUCCUCAGCAUAUGAAGCCCAAGCAGCUAAGCGCCCCCGCCUGCCCUCCAGCUCAGCUAAACCUCAGACUGCCACAGUAGCAGGAGCACCAGCACACGAGCACCACAGUAUUGGCAUGCAGCCGGUCACAACACCUCAGACCCACCCUAUCAAACGGGAAGCCCCCGCUCCUGUCACCAUCAGUAAGACGGAUGCAGAGACCCCUAUGGACACCAAUGUUCCCCUCCCCAACACGCUUCCAGAACCUUGCCCGGUCUCCGACCCCAUGCUAACGCUUCCGUCCACCCCCGUUCAGCCCGCUUUGAACUCUGACCCCCUCCUGCCCAGCCCACCCCCAGCCCAGCACACGCCCGACAGCUACACGCCCAGCAGCGGCUACGUCUCCUACAUGGAGAGCCUCCUCCAUUCCCGCUUCCCUCAGGACGACGGCCCCAGCCCCCUGUUUUAAAACCCAACUCUGUUCUCCUAACCCGGCUGACGGCAGCYAAGCCAGCAGGAGGCGAGCCGAAGGAGGCGGACUCUGAAUGCCGUUUUAUAGGACAAACAUUUCCUCCUUCAGCGUCGAGAGUGGCAGGAGUGAAUAAGGAAAAAGACUCACAAGCACUCUUUUGUCGCAUGUUUUCUAUUUUUGAGUUAAUAAAUUUGCAGUGGUGCUUUUAGCUCGCUCGCAAGCAGCCGCUAAAGAGCAAAGCGUUUUGUUUGUUGGGUUUUUUUGUCUGUACUUUUUUCUAAGUUUAAUAAUACUGGUGUGUGUGUUUUUCCUUUAGUUUCUAUUGCUUUUAUUUUUGUCCAGCUGCUGUUUUUCUUCACCCUUUUUUUCCAUCUUGAUAUGAAUAAUUCUCUGGGUGGCGUCAACUUCAUACCUCGUUGCAUUUGUUCGAUAACGGCGCAGUUCUUCAUUUCCUUCUAUAGGAAUCGAUGGUUAUAGGAGCCUCUUUGCAGUGAGGUUAUUGUGGACUUCAACUUUGCUAACUCAAGUAACCAGCAACAAGAUACUUAUUUUUCAGCUGAAACUCUUUGGUGGACUUAAUCUAUUGUUGAUCUUCAGGAUAUUUCGGGCAAGGUGUGUUCUUGUGAAAUUGCAAGAGGUAACUGCGGGGUGGUGGGUGGGGGUUUGGGGCAAAAAAGAAAUGUAUUGUAGCGGAAAGUCAGUAUUUAAAAAGUCUUAGUCAAAUAUUGAAAGAUUAUUUGUAAAAGAGCAAAUGUGUUGAAUGCAAACACUAGUAGAUUUUGUCUGAAGGAUGCAUCGAUGUUUUUGUGAAGAUGUGUCAAAGUAGUGAACAGAUGGCAUCUUUGUGUAUUUAUGUCAUUUGGUGACACCACUUUUUACACUCAAACUAUCUCAGGGGUUCCUACAUGUGAGAAACGUUCAGGUCCUCUAAAGAUCGAGGACAUGCGUAACGUCCCUCAUGAUUGGGCACAUGAAUACAUGCUACAUAUUCUGUCAAUUUUGCUUAUUUUUUAUAUGAACUUUUCAGUUAAAGUAUCUCCAUUCGUUGUUACAUAUAAGCUAAAAGCACUUCUAACAGCCAUCAUGCUAAUUCUUCAAAAAAUGAAUUGGGGGGGGGGGGGAGUAGGAACCCUAAAAUCUGACUCCAUCAUUGGUUUAAAUUUCAUGUAAUAAUUUCUACAGUAAAUUCCUAUGUGUAACAUCUACCUUUUUCUAUUCAUGUACUUUUUCUAUGUUAAUUUUCAGAAAUGAAUCCACAAACUUGGCCAAUCCGAAAAAGAAAAAUGAUGCCUUCCAUUUUGGUGGGUUUUCUAAAUAUUAUACACAUUUUUAUUUUAAUGUCCUUUAUAAUUUUUUUUGUCUCUUUCUCGCACAUGUUCAUUCUGUACUAAAUAGGUGCUACAAAAAUCCUGAACUACUGAUAUCUCAUGACACWCUUCUGAUGUACAUACCACAGGCCUUGUUUGGAUUCAUAUUUGUAAAUGUCAUGUUACUCCUCCCUUUCUCCGAUUUCCAAAUGAGAUUGAUUAAACCAUAAUUAAUGAGCAUUAAAGUGGGUUAUAGUCGCCAACCAGUGAGUUUUGUGUCAUUCUAAAAAUGCUUUAAGCUUAAAGUGAAAAUUCAGAGACGCUUUCAACAUUUUUGCUGAUUACAGAAAUGACACAUCAGUAAAAUAAAUCAUGGUUUGCUACGUAACUUUU
Messenger RNA from Austrofundulus limnaeus, 5576 nucleotides. It is a transcript of the gene kdm4b, whose product is annotated as lysine (K)-specific demethylase 4B. NCBI's taxonomy places the organism in Eukaryota, Metazoa, Chordata, Actinopteri, Cyprinodontiformes, Rivulidae. The record is from RefSeq and is a predicted model, not a curated record. Gene Ontology annotation, molecular function: histone H3K9 demethylase activity. Gene Ontology annotation, biological process: regulation of gene expression; chromatin remodeling. Gene Ontology annotation, cellular component: chromatin; nucleus.